Molecule: messenger RNA, 1590 nt
Organism: Miscanthus lutarioriparius
Lineage: Eukaryota; Viridiplantae; Streptophyta; Magnoliopsida; Poales; Poaceae
Source: the annotation of a GenBank genome assembly
AUGGCGAACAACGUCGACAACCUGACGCUUAUGACGCAGCAGAUGCUCGACAAGAUGACGGAGUUCGAGGCCUGGCGAGCCACCACCGACACCUCGCUCGGUUCGUUGCUCACCAAGACAACGGAGACGGCGGCGAGGAUCACGCACUUGGAGAAGACGCCGAACCCAACUCCACCACCGCCUCCACCGGCAGGCUGGAUUGCUGGGAGCGUCGACCUCAACCGCGCUCCAUCGCCAGGGGAGCACCCGUCUGCUUCCUCUCAGGAACAGCCCAACGGGCACGGCGCGGGCAGAGGGAUUCUCGGUCCGAUUCCGGGAACCGACCCUCCGCCGAUUAACACCCAGGGUACGAUUCCAGAUCUCUCUGUUCAUAUUGCAAAUCUUGUUCCUGGUUCGCAUUCUCAUACAUAUCAUGCCGGAUCCACGCCCAAGAUGGAUUUCCCCAAGUUCGAUGGUGUCAAUCCAAGGCUAUGGCGUGAGCAGUGCGAGGUGUACUUUGAGAUCUAUGGGGUGUCAGAAGCAAUGAAGACAAGAUUUGCUACCUUGAAUUUCAUCGGCUCAGCAGCUCUUUGGCUUCAGACUGCUCAGUUGAGAGGACGGCUUCAGAAUUGGGAGGCUAUGCAUACAGCGGUUUGUGCCCACUUUGACAAAGAUCAGUACCCCUUGCACAUGAAGCAACUGGAGAACCUUCGUCAAACAGGCUCUGUAGCAGAUUAUCAGAAGAGCUUUGAGCAAUUGGCAUUCAGUAACAGCUCAGAUAGAUCAAGGCAAAGAAAGGAGGAAGGGAAGGCAGUUGAUAAUUCUGUGCCCAAUCCUACUUCAGACAAGCUGUUGGCUCUUAGAGCUCAUAGAAGAGCUAACAAUCUUUGUUUCACUUGUGGGGAGAAGUGGACAGGGAGAAAUCAUAAAUGCCCCACACAAAUACCUUUGCAUGUGAUCCAAGAAUUGCUUGAGGCAGUGCAAGUAGAACCUGAUGAGGAUUACAACUCUUCUGAGGAGGAUUCUGAAGCACAGGCUGGUCAGGUGGUCAUGGCAGUGAAGCCAGUUGCUAGUUCCAUUGCUGAUGUGAAGAAAAGGAACAGGACUUUGAGACUGAGAGGUCACAUUGGCUCCCAAGAGAUUCUCAUUUUAGUUGAUUCUGGGAGUGCUGCAACUUUCAUUAGCACCCAGGUGGCUUCUAAGCUGCAACAUUCCUUGAAAGACUGUGAAGCCCUCAAUUUUCUUGCUGCUGAUGGAUCACCAAUGGUAUCUGAUAGUGUUGUUCCAAAAUUGCAUUGGCAUGUUCAAGGACACACUUUCACGUAUGACACCAGAGUUAUUCCAUUAAGCUGUUAUGACAUGAUCAUUGGAGCUGAUUGGUUGGAGGCACAUAGCCCUAUGUGGUUUCAUUGGAAAAAGAAAAUCAUGAAAUUCACACACAUGGGCAGAAGAAUCACUUUGAGUGGUGUGAAGGAUGUUGUUCCAUCAGCUAGUCCCAUUUCAGUUAGGAAAUUGAAAGGGUUGUUAAGACAACAAGCUGUCACUCAUAUGCUGGAAAUAAAGCUGUCAUUCCUUUGGAUAUUGACUCUAUUUCCCCCAGCAGUGCACUAA